UGUCUGUGUGUGUACACAGACGUCCACACACUCGCGGCCGCAGGAUCAGCGCCUGGAAGCAGACGUUUCGGCCACAGACUUGGGAGAGGAGGGAGCUGGAGAUCAGGAGGCGUGAGCCGCCGGGAGUUUGCAGAAUCCGUGGUGUGAAUGAACUGGGGGCACCUGGGCGCGCGGAUCGCCCCCGCCCCCGCCCCGGGCCAGAGUUGAGUAGUGGGGCAUUUUUUUCACCCUCUUGUGAAGAAUUUUUUUUUUUUUAUUAUUUGUUGUAAAGUCUUUUGCACAAUCACGCCCACAUUUGGGGUUGGAAAGCCCUAAUUACCGCCGUCGCUGAUGGACGUUGGAGAGGGAGCGCCUCGCCGCGGAACAGUCGCCUGCACGCCCUCGCCGGACCCGCGGCUCCCUUGUUGCGCGCCGGCCCGGCUUUGCUGUUGCUGCCGGCUGGCGGGCUUCGGCGCCCCCUCGGUUCCCGGGCGCAUCCCGGUGCUGCUCCGGCUCGGGCCCUCGGACUCGGGCGCCAGUGACCACUUCGCCACCGAUUUCUUGCGCCUGCCGGACUCGCCCAGGAGGAGCCCGAAGCUCUGCGCCGGAUCGUCCCCCCAGGCUUAACCCGGCCGCUCCGCUCGGAUUCCUCGGCUGCCCUUGCUCUGGUGGCGACUUCCUCCCGGCGGCCGCGUCCCCUCCCCCUCGCCAUGAAGAAGUCGAUUGGAAUAUUAAGCCCAGGAGUUGCUUUGGGGACGGCUGGAAGUGCAAUGUCUUCCAAGUUCUUCCUAAUGGCUUUGGCCAUAUUUUUCUCCUUCGCCCAGGUUGUAAUAGAAGCCAAUUCUUGGUGGUCGCUAGGUAUGAAUAACCCCGUUCAGAUGUCAGAAGUAUAUAUCAUAGGAGCGCAGCCUCUCUGCAGCCAGCUGGCAGGACUUUCUCAAGGACAGAAGAAACUGUGCCACUUGUACCAAGACCACAUGCAGUACAUUGGAGAAGGCGCGAAGACGGGCAUCAAGGAGUGCCAGUAUCAAUUCCGGCAUCGGCGGUGGAACUGCAGCACCGUGGACAACACCUCUGUGUUCGGCCGGGUCAUGCAGAUAGGCAGCCGCGAGACGGCCUUCACGUACGCGGUGAGCGCCGCGGGGGUGGUGAACGCCAUGAGCCGCGCGUGCCGCGAGGGCGAGCUGUCCACCUGCGGCUGCAGCCGCGCCGCGCGCCCCAAGGACCUGCCGCGGGACUGGCUGUGGGGCGGCUGCGGGGACAACAUCGACUACGGCUACCGCUUCGCCAAGGAGUUCGUGGACGCGCGCGAGCGGGAGCGCAUCCACGCCAAGGGCUCGUACGAGAGCGCGCGCAUCCUCAUGAACUUGCACAACAACGAGGCCGGCCGCAGGACGGUGUACAACCUGGCCGAUGUGGCCUGCAAGUGCCACGGCGUGUCGGGCUCGUGUAGCCUCAAGACGUGCUGGCUGCAGCUGGCCGACUUCCGCAAGGUGGGUGACGCCCUGAAGGAGAAGUACGACAGCGCGGCGGCCAUGCGUCUCAACAGCCGGGGCAAGCUGGUGCAGGUCAACAGCCGCUUCAACUCGCCCACCACGCAGGACCUGGUCUACAUCGACCCCAGCCCCGACUACUGCGUGCGCAACGAGAGCACGGGCUCGCUGGGCACGCAGGGCCGCCUGUGCAACAAGACGUCGGAGGGCAUGGACGGCUGCGAGCUCAUGUGCUGCGGCCGCGGCUACGACCAGUUCAAGACCGUGCAGACGGAGCGCUGCCACUGCAAGUUCCACUGGUGCUGCUACGUCAAGUGCAAGAAGUGCACGGAGAUCGUGGACCAGUUUGUGUGCAAAUAGCGGGCGCCCGCCGCCCGCCCGUCACCCAGCCCCGCCCCCAGGACCCACUUAUUUAUAGAAAGUACAGUGAUUCUGGUUUUUCUCUUUUAAUAUUGUUUUAUUCCCCCCCAUCAUUGCAACCGGAACCUUUUUUUUUUUCUGUUCCCAUCUAAGAACUCUGUGGUUUAUUAUUAAUAUUAUAAUUAUUAUUUGGCAAUAACAGGGGGGGUGGGAACCAAGACAGAUAUUUAUUUUGUGCAUCUUUGAAAAGGUAAGACAAGACUUCUUUUGAUGGUAUAGGAUGAGGGGGGAUUUACAUGUACCCUUAGCUGUGUGCACAUCUAGAAGGGAAAGGAAAGAUGUUUUCUUUUUCUCAACUAUGGGGUCAAAUAUAGGACAGGUAGCAUCCAGCUGGAAGGGGGUGGUACAACUCUAUGCACGAUUCAGCUUCUGUGACCAAAAUGAAUUGUAAAUGCUCUGGGGAAAGUGGAGAGGUCUGGAGAAACAAACACGAAAUGAGACCCCCCCCUUCCCUAGGGGCUGCCAGCCUGAAACAUUUUCAAAAUGGUAAUUUAAAAAGUAACAGCGAGAAUCUCACAUCCCUCAGAGAUGUAUCAUUUGUCUCAUUUUUCUGAAAUGUUCCAUCUGCAGAGGGUCCUGUACUGGUAGCUACUGAAACUUAGGGAACAGGGAGGAAAGCCUCGGAAGUUAAAAAAAAAAAAAAAACCUUAAAAAUGCCUGUAUCGAGAUACUGAUUUGAUGCUGUUACAGGAAUUAGGUUGUCAGAUUGGAAAAGGAUCCCUGAAUGAUUCUGGGUACUAGCCAUUUUGUUUGGAGAGAAGCAGGGAGGUUGGAUUGAAUAUAAAAAGAAAAAUAUACUGUAAUUUUCUUAGGGAUGCUUGGUUAAUAAAUGAUAAUGAUGAAAAUAAUAAAUGAAUGCCAUUCACAGAUCCUCAGCCCAGACAACAAGGUAACUGCGUGCAGGUCAGGGCUGCACCAGAGCAGAAACCCUGUGUGAAGGGGAAAAAGUGAAAUCGGCCCUCGGGCUUGACCCCAAGUCCUCUCUGAUUCCUCCUGGCCCUGCUGUGAUGUGAUGCUGGCCAAAAGGCAGCUCCACUGGGUCCCCUUUGAUUGUGGGACAGGAAAUGAAACAUUACAAGCUCCACUUGGGAAACAGUUUGCUACUUAGGGAUUUUUUCCCCUAAACCUUUUAUUUUGAGGAGCAGUAGUUUUAUAUGUUUUAAUGACAUUACAUGGCUAAUGGAGUUCCCAGAGGUGUUGCAGCUUUCACUCUUGUGAUCCUGUGUGUAGACUAUCCACUCCAGCUUUUCCUAUUACACUGCAGGGGUACCCUAAGACUGUUCCUAGUGUACUUGAACAGUUGCAUUUAUAAGGGGGGUGUGGUUUAAUGGUGCCUGAUAUCUCAAAAGUCUUUUGUACAUAACAUAUAUAUAUAUACACACACAUCUAUAUAUAAAUAUAAAUAUAGUUAUAUCUCAGUGCAGCCAGUGACUUAUAGUUUACUCUGGGGUUAUUUCUCCCUCUAGAGCAUUGUUAUCCUUCAUUGCAAUCCAACUGGGAUUUUUCCAGAAGGUUUCCGAGUUGAGCUUGGGCUGCAGCCCUGAAGCGAUCGAUCACACCUGGAGCAUCACAAAGCAGCCUUGUUUCUGAGGAAUCUGGAAGGUCUUACUGCUAAUGCAUGUUGGUUUGAAGAUUUCUUUUAUCGUCCCUGCGCCAUCCCCUUCUCUCCAACCUCCAUUUCUGUACACUUUCCAGAAAGGGCAUUACUCGUUUGUCAUAGACGUGGAAACCAAGAGACGCUCAAAACUCAGAAGCAUUGUCUACAUUUCCAUUUCCUUGGUUCGUUUUGCAGAGUGGAAACUGGUGCUUCUUAGAUCUGGUAGGACCUGUUUGAGUCCGUAAGGAAAAUCGAGCUCACGACAAAACAUAGCUAGUUAAAAAAAAAAUUUUUUUUUUUAAAGCAAAGGACACCUCUUUCCUAAAAGUGCCAUCAAAUGUGUUCUUAUCUCAGACUUAUGCUGUUUUAGAAGUUUGGAAAGCUACACAUCUCCUGCAACCCUCCUAGGCUCAGUGGCCUUCAUAAUCACCUCUGCCACCUGUGGCUCUUUAAUUUAUUGCACGAAGAUAUUCUCGUCCCCUCAGUUGCAGUGAAUUGCAAGCAAAAGAUCUUGAAAUUGAAAAGCACUAAUUAGUUUAAAAUGUCACUUUUUUGGUUUUUAUUAUACAAAAACCAUGAAGUAAUUUUUUUAUUUGCUAAACCAGAUUUUGUUCCUUUUUAGUGAUUCAUGUUUAUGAAGAGAGUUGAGUUUAACAAUCCUAGUUUUUAAAAGAAACUAUUUAAUGUAAGAUAUUCUACUUGUCAUUCAGAUAUUAUGUAUAUCUUCUAUGGCCUUUAUUCUGUACUUUUAAUGUACAUAUUUCUGUCUUGCGUGAUUUGUAUAUUUCACUGGUUUAAAAAACAAACAUCGAAAGGCUUAUGCCAAAUGGAAGAUAGAAUAUAAAAUAAAACAUUACUUGUAUAUUGGUAAGUGGUUUCAAUUGUCCUUCAGAUACUUCAUGUGAAGGUUUUUUGAGAAACCAUGAGGGAUAGUUUAGAAUGGCUACACGUCAGAAUAAUAGAAGAGUAGAGAGUUUUACCAAAACCAAACUUCGGGAGCUUCAAAAGAUUUCUAUAUGUAACGGAACAAAAGGGGAAUUCUCUUUCCUAUAUGUGUUCCUCAAAAAAAAAAAAGAAAAGAAAGCUAGCAGAUGGCUUAAAGCUGGUUAUAGGAUUGCUCACAUUCUUUUAGCAUUAUGCAUGUAACUUAAUUGUUUUAGAGCGUGUUGCUGUUGUAACAUCUCAGAGAAGAACUGAAAAGGCACACGCUUUUAUCCAAGACCAGUAUUUUGGUCCAAAAGUGUAUUUGUGUUUACCACUGCAUCUGUUUGAAGUUACUAUGGACGGAUUGUCUCUAUGCCCCUUUGAAAGUAGUUCUAUGAAAAGCAAGCCUCAGUCUGCAGAGAAUGAAACUCAUUGGAAACUAAAGGUUCGUUGUGUUAAGUGCAAUUAAUAUGAGUUCUUGUGCUUUCUGAAAAUGGACACCGAAAUCUGGCCAGCCCCUCACAGAGUGAUACGUUAGCCCUUUGCUUUUUUCUUUCCGGAUAACCUUGUAACAUAUUGAAACCUUUUAAGGAUGCCAAGAAUGCAUUAUUCCACAAAAAAACAGUAGACCAACAUAUAGAGUGUUUAAAAUAGCAUUUCUGGGCAAAUUCAAACGCUUGUGGUUCUAGGACUCACAUCUGUUUCAGUUUUUCCUCAGUUGUAUAUUGACCAGUGUUCUUUAUUGCAAAAACAUAUACUUCAUUUAGGAGCGUCAGCAUAUUUUCCCUUCUCAUCCUGGAGUGCAUUCAAGAUCUUCCCAAUACAGGAAAAUUAACAAAAAAUUUAUAUAUAGGCAGUGGCAAACAGAGCCAUGUUCAAAAUAGUAAUUAUGGGCUAAAGGAAUAGGAAGACUGAAAAGUUUUAGUCCGGUUUAUCUGUUCAGUUCUUCGAGCUGCUGACCUCCUGAGACUGGUUUAGUAGCCUCUCCAAAACCCUUUUCUCAUACAAUUUUGCUAAUACCAGUUUUCAAUUUGUUUUUGCAAAACGUUAUUCAAGCCAGUGGAAUUAUCAAAUAUGACGCUCUAGCAGGAUAAGGGCUCCAAAUGAGAGACUGGUACUGGCUGACUCCAAGAGAUCAUUAGCAAAAAUAGUCCCCAAAGACUGAGUGGAGCAUAAUAUAAAAAGAGAUGGAUAAAAAGGUACUUAUAACUUGAAGCCUAUAUGUAAUGCAAAUACGCACCAAGGCAUAGGUCGGAGAUACCGCAUUAUCACUGUAAAGUAUACUUUUAAAAUAUUUAUUUUUUUUUAAAAAAAGUAUUUUUUAGUCUCCCCUCUAUGGAAUGGGGAAAACCAGAGGCCGUAUUUUGAAAAUAAGACGAUGAAAUGAGUUUUUAAUACAGGAAACAUUUGGCAAUGUAGGAAUUAAAACUUAGGAAAUGAAUCUUCUAAUUUACCUGUUUGCACAAACUUUACACUUAAACCUGAUGAUUGGAUGAUAUUUUAUUUUAGUGAAACAUCACCUUGUUAGCCAACUUAAAAAAAUGGAUGUAGAAUGAUUAAAGGUUGGUAUUUUUUUUAAAGCAAAAAAUGUAUCGAUUUGAAUUUAGAACAUUUCAUUCAAAUGCUGUCUCAGUAUUUCAAAAGCAAAAAAGAAAUGAGGGAAAUUGCCGCUUAGAUCAGUUUUAUAUGCAGUGUACAAUUGCUGGGCUAGAAUUGAGAUAAAGAUUAUUUAUUUUUGUUCAUACCUUGUACUUUUCUAUUAAAAUCAUUUUAUGAAAU
Leptonychotes weddellii (Weddell seal) is the source of this 6192-nucleotide messenger RNA. RefSeq names its product Wnt family member 5A (gene WNT5A). The record is from RefSeq and is a predicted model, not a curated record. Gene Ontology annotation, cellular component: extracellular region. Gene Ontology annotation, biological process: cell fate commitment; neuron differentiation; multicellular organism development. Gene Ontology annotation, molecular function: cytokine activity; frizzled binding. NCBI's taxonomy places the organism in Eukaryota, Metazoa, Chordata, Mammalia, Carnivora, Phocidae.